AUGGGGGACAAAACCAAACAAAGUCGCCCCAAACGUAUUUUUAUCAACGACGUCGACAGGUAUUCCUCCAAGCACAUCGCUAAGUUUUUAUCAACAUGCGUAGAGACGUCUGAAGAUGCUGAAGCAGAGGAGAUGUCUGCCUCCCCUGCUGGUCCACCUGCUUUUCACAUAGUCGCAACGGUGUCCUCUUCCUCCAAACACGAGACAGCUAGAUUUCUGCUGGAACAAUACAAGUCACCAUCCCGAGAUGAACUUCUUGAGCGCCUGCUGGAGUGUGAUGUGGUUGUGUACAACAUCUCAGAAAAUACAACACAACAGCAGGUUGAAGAGGCAACAUGGGCACUCACAGCCCUUCAGGCUCAGAUGGAGAACUUCAAGAGUCGGAAAAUGUUCAUCUUAGUCUCGACAGUGAUGACGUGGGCUGCGACCAAGCCACAGAAUCCCGAUGAACCAGAUGUUCUGUUAACAGAGGAAGAGUUCAGAAGAAGAAGGCCUCAUCCCAGUUUUAAAAACCACAAUAAUCUGGAGAAACUUGUGCUCAAACUGGGCAGAGGUAAAAAAUCCAAGCUUAUCGGCUUUGUUGUAGCUGCCGGUCUUCAGUAUGGAAAGGGAGAAAACCUCUUUCACUUCUUUUUCAAGGUGUCUUGGCUGAUGCUGUGUCCAAAAGUCCCUUUAUUUGGAAAUGGCACAAAUUUCAUCCCCAUGAUUCACAUAAAUGACCUCGCAGGGGUGAUACAGAACAUCAUUCAACACAAGCCAAAGUCAAAGUAUAUUCUUGCUGUCAAUGAUGCCAAGAACACUUUGGAGGAGAUUGUCAAGAUGAUAAGCGAUGUGCUUGGGCCUGGGCAAAUGGACAAGCUACCAGAACAUGAAGCCGUCACUAUGAAGGCUUUUAAGCCAGAGGAACUGGAAUACCUGAGUAUAAACCUCCGCUUGGAUGCUUUUAUUAUCAAAGACUCCUUCAACAUCCGCUGGACGUCUGAAACUGGGAUGGUUGACAACAUGGAGAGCAUUGUGGAAGAAUACAAAAACACCAGGCAGCUACUUCCAAUCAGGAUCUGCCUUGUUGGACCUCCAGCUGUGGGUAAAACCACCAUUGCAGAGAUGCUCUGCAUACAUUACCAAAUACACCACAUCAAGAUCCAAGAGGUCAUAGAUGGAAAGAUCACACAACUGAAUGAAAUAGUGAAUGGAGCUGACACUGAGUAUGUCAGUGAAGAUGUGCUGGCUUCUGCACAGAGACAACUGGAAAAUAUCAACAGAAGCAUGGAAGUGAAUGAAGUGUCUCUCUGUUUUGGCCCUUUAGGUCGACUGCCUGACCAUCUGGUUUUUGACAUUUUACAAGAAAAGCUCAGUUCAAAGACAUGUAGGAACCAUGGAUUUGUUCUCGAUGGCUUCCCUAAGACUUAUGAGGAAGCAAAGCUGAUUUUCUCUGAUGAGGACAUGGAGAACCAAGAUUCAACGUCCAAAGCUCCUCUGUACAACAAGAAAAUCACUCCAGAGCAUGUUUUUGCACUAAAUGCCUCUGAUGAUUUCCUGACAAAAAGAGUACAAGGACUUCCAGAGAAUGUAGCAGAGGAAAUGUGCUACACUGAGGACAAAUUUAUCUCCCGUCUGCAGAGAUACAAACAACUCAGUGAGGCUGAGGAAACCCUGCUGGACUUCUUUGACGAGCUUGAGAUUCACCCAGAACAUAUUGAUGAUCCAGAGUACACAGACGUUAUGAAGAUGAUCACUGAGAUGGUGGGGGUCCCCAAGAACUACGGCCUCAGCCCGGAGGAACAGGAGGAGGAGGACAGACGGCAAGAGGAAGAGAGGAAGCAGAAAGUGGCUACUGAAGCAGCUGAGAAGAAACGCAGGAACGAGGCUACGCUGGCUGAAAUGGCUGCUCAGUAUGAGGAGUGGCAGAAGAAUUUGUCCGAGGUGAAGAGGCAGGAAUAUGAGCUGCUGGAAGCUCACUGUGUUCCCCUGAGGAACUACCUGAUGAAGUAUGUGAUGCCCUCGCUCACUGAGGCCAUGUUAGAGUGCUCAAAGAUCAAACCAGAGGACCCUGUUGACUUUUUGGCUGAGCAUCUUCUUCGAAACAACCAACAAGAUUAA
This is a messenger RNA of Scomber japonicus (chub mackerel), 2100 nucleotides long. RefSeq names its product adenylate kinase 7-like. Gene Ontology annotation, molecular function: ATP binding; AMP kinase activity. Bases 1 to 2100 code for a protein of 699 amino acids. Gene Ontology annotation, biological process: nucleobase-containing compound metabolic process. NCBI's taxonomy places the organism in Eukaryota, Metazoa, Chordata, Actinopteri, Scombriformes, Scombridae. The transcript is spliced from 18 exons. The record is from RefSeq and is a predicted model, not a curated record. Gene Ontology annotation, cellular component: cytoplasm.